Molecule: messenger RNA, 389 nt
Organism: Closterium sp. NIES-67
Lineage: Eukaryota; Viridiplantae; Streptophyta; Zygnematophyceae; Desmidiales; Closteriaceae
Source: the annotation of a GenBank genome assembly
UAAUGGAGGAUAUGGUAGCAACAACAACAACAAUGGCUACGGGCGUGGGCGCGGUCAAUUUGAUGGCGAAUGCCACUUUUGUCACAAGACCGGCCACAAGUGGAGAGAUUGGUUCAGAUUGCCUGAUGGAUGGACCCCUUCUCAAGGCCAAGAGGGCAGAGGAGCAAGGGGAGGAAGAGGCAGAGGUCGUGGAGGCCGUGGUGGUGAAGUGGCAUUGGGUGAGGAGCAUGGUAACCUCGGGUGAAGUGGAGUUGCACUAUGUGAAGACGACGGCGCAGCCAGCUGAUAUGAUGACCAAGAGGCUGGUUGAGCAGCAGCAUUGGAAGUGUUGCAAGCUUGCUGGGAUGGCUCUGAACUAAGGGGAGCAGAUUCUAAGGCCAACAAUCCGA